UGGAUGGAGAUCAGCUGGGACAAUAACAACAACAAUAACCGCGGAUGACUGAGACAUGCGGGGACGUUUUCUGGGAAACAUAUACGAGCUACAAGUCCAUGUAUGGUUUGCUAAUUUGACGGAUGCAAAUUUUUAGGUGCUUUAUUGUUACAUAUAUGUUGGUACAGCUUCUUCCUGUAUUGCCCCAACAAACUGAGGGGGUUGGUGGCUAAUAACUCCGCUAGCAUAAGCUAACAUAUUUUACUGUAUAUUCUCACAUUGGACGCUACUAUUGAACACUUUCACGUACUCUUACUUAAACAUAAAGAUGCCUUUGAGUGACAGCGGAUGUUAUGUUUUAUUAACGUCGCACCUACUCCUGAAAAAGUGCCGUAAAGUUUAACUGGUCAUUUCGUUAAAGUCACUGCCUUGCGUGGGGUUUGAAUCCUGCUCGCUGGGGGGGGAAAAUGGUGAGCUUAUCGGCGUGUUUGUGCACUUUUGUGUCGUUCGUCCGCUCAGCUAGCUAAGUUAGCAUGCUUUUGCUGAUGGGGCCUGGUUCCAUACUGACAAGCACAGGUCAAAACAAAAGGUUAGCAUGCUAGCAAGCUAACCACCCUGGCCCUGUUUGCUACGCUAUAUUUUAUGUGUGUUUAAACACAUAUUAAGCUGUCGAGUUGUUGUACAUAUAGCAGUAUUGUAGUCCCGUUUGGAAUACCAUCCUGUCUUGCUGGAGUUGUGCAGGACCCCCCCACCCUCAUAUCACAGAGACAUAUGCCCAUGAGGACAUCACAUGGUGUUUCCACUGUGGCCUCCAGUUCAGUGAUAAGAAGACCCUUUAAGUGGAUCAAUAUACAUCUUGUGACAUAACAGACUCCCACAGUGAACCCCAUUGCCAUGUCAGAGACUCUGAUAACAGGCCACACGUCAGAGGAUCUCUUGGCCGACUUUGAGACUUUGCUCAACUCCGGAAGCAUCGGCCUGGGUCAGGACCACCAGAUAGUCAUCAUCACCAGCCCCUGUGAUGGGUCCGGACACCACCCAGACACCGCCCCCUCCAGCACAGGGGAAGUCCUGCUCUUUGCGACCCCGCAGGGCCCCGCUGACGUGGCCUUCCAGGACAAGAGGCGACCUACUCUGGGAAGACCACCGGUCAAGAGGAAGUUAGACCUGGAUAGCGACCAUCAGUAUGUUAGCACGAGUCGACCAUCUUCAGGGCACGCGCCGCCAUCCACACCUGCCCCUCCCAGAGUUUUUAGAACUACGACGGAGAAGUCUCGGUAUGACACCUCCUUGAACUUGACCACCAAGCGCUUCCUGGACCUCUUAUCCCAGUCGGCUGAUGGCGUGGUGGACCUGAAUUGGGCCUCGCAGGUGCUGGAUGUGCAGAAGCGGCGCAUCUACGACAUCACCAACGUUCUAGAGGGCAUCCAGCUGAUUUCCAAAAAGUCCAAGAACCACAUCCAGUGGCUUGGCAACCGAAUCGACGGGGAAUCCGUGGCACGCCUUCAAAAGCUGCAGAUGGAGGUGUGUGACCUCACAGCGGCGGAAGCGCAGCUGGACAAGCUCAUCUCCAAAUGCAACCUCCAGUUACGACUGCUCUCCGAGGAACCACAGAACAAGAGGCUGGGCUACGUGCGCUGCCAGGACUUAAGGAAAUCAUUUGAUUCCCCAGACCAGCUAGUCAUGGUAAUCAGAGCUCCACCAGAGACCCAGAUGCAAGUGUCGGACCCCAGCGAGGGCUACCAGGUGUCACUAAAGAGCAUGUGUGGUCCCAUUGACGUCUUCCUCUGCCCGGACGACAGCUCCGGGGUCUGCAGCCCCGUGACAGGAAGUAGUCCAGCAAAAAGCGACACCCACCAGAAGCAUACACAACCCAGCCGCACGUCGUCACCUGGCAAAGACGGAAGCACCGCAGCGGCCUUGGAGGUGGCUUUGUCCUCGCCCGUGUCCACGUCGUCCACGAUGACCGCAGCCUCUCAGACGGACGCCCAGACGCUGACGUUAGCUGCCGACACAGAAACCCUGAUGGGGGGCGAUCCGUUCUCAGGCCUAGGGGACAUGGCCAACUUCGACUUCUCCCCUCUCUCCUCCACGGACUUCCUCAGUGGUGAGGGCCUAAACCUCCCAUUGGACAGCUUCAUUAACUUGUCUCCGCCUAACAGCCACGACUACCACUUUGGCCUGGAGGACGACACGGGCAUCAGCGAACUUUUCGACUGCGACUUCGGAGACCUGUCACAAGUUUGGGGGGGAAACUAAGACAGAGACGAGUAAGGAGAUCUAAAUUGGAAUUGGACGCUGACUGGUUAAUGGAAGAGCUUCCUUUUUGUGGGUGAGUCGGAAGGCUAUAUACUUGUACUGUGGACCCUUGGACGUUUGGACAUCAUCAAAGCCAUUGAAUUUCUCUUUAAAAUAUAGUAUAGUCCAUUGUACGUGCAAAACCAGACCCGUCCUUCUUCCCAUUCCAAAGGACUGCAACUAUUAUGUGACUGUCCUCACACAUGCUGGAGCCUAUCCCAGCUGUCUUCGGGCGAGAGGCGGGGUCCAACCUGAACUGGUGGCCAGCCAAUCACAGGGCGCAUAUAGACAAACAACCAUUCACACUCACAUUCAUACCUACGGACAAUUUGGAGUCGCCAAUUAGCAUUAGCAUGUUAGCAUGUUUUUGGAAUGUGGGAGGAAACCGGAGUACCCGGAGAACCACACAUUCUCGGGGAGAUCAUGCAAACUCCACGCAGAGAGUGGAAUUGAACUUGGGUCUCCUAGCUACGAGGCCUCCGUGCAGCCCAGGUUUGCUGUGAAAAAUAUUGGCAAGAUCCAGGAUGUCAUUACUCACUAUAACAAUCUGACUAAUGGCGUAAUCUCACAAAGAACACUAAACUCAUCACACAGCAAGUUAACACUUAAAAGGUUUAUUAAAAAAAAUACAUUUCUCUGUGAUAACCAUUAGUUAUAUGAUGAUAUAAUGAUAGUGAUUUGACAAAGUUUAGCUCCUAAUCUUAGCCAUCAUUGAAUGCUUAGCCUAUCAUAACAACACAAUCACUCCAAAUUGGUGGUCGCUUCUACUGUGCAUGAGUUUCUAAUAGUAUAAACAUGCUAAAUUUAAAUUUGUAAAUUUUAUGUUAAUUGUCAAACCUCCGAGGGUCCACUGUUUAAUACAUAAGCAAGGUGCGGGAUACCUGUAUUGUAAUUUUCAGGGUGUUCUAAUUGAAAAUCCGCCUAAAAUAAUGCAGCACUUCUCUCUCUCGCUCUGGCAACAUUUUAGCUGUGGUGUAGCUAUAUUUAAAUUAUUUAUAAUAUUUUCUAUCACGUGUUAACGUGCCUGAAGUAGCUUGUGCAUGUCGGUGAGUUUGGCUGUAGCUAGCGUCUUUUUAGAGGCGUUUUGCCGACCAAACCGCGUCUAAAUCACUGAAAUCCCCCAAAAAGACUGGAUCUUUGGUAAGAAGAAGCCAGCGAGGCGCCGCCGGAGGAGCAACGUUUAAAAAAAAAAAAGGUUCCAGGUAUGUUCAGUUCGAGUUAUGGGAUGUUAGCAGGUUAAAAAUAAUAAUACAAAUCAGGGGGGAGUGUCGGUAUGUUGUGUUUUCACAAUCUCAGGGGUGCCAGUUUUUAGCAUCUGGUUUAGCGAUCAUUUGCCUUUUAAAAAAAAAAAAUCUGAGUUCUUAUCGGAUUGGGAGGAUAGUUCCACAAAGAACCCUGGAAGUGCUGAAUGCUAUUGUGUCGUUUUGAUAAGGAUUGGAUGAGGGAAGGUUUUCCAGAAUGUUCCUAUUCCUGCACUUGUUGUUUAUGCCUUUUUAAUGCAGAUUUCCCUCAAGAAUACAUCAUGUAUUGCCAUAACAAAUACAUAACUGUGGCUAAGCUACAAAUUGUGUGCCUAUUUGAUGAUCAACAAACUAGCUCACAGCAUUUUUCUCCUGACUUGCGACCCAUUUUGGCCCCCAAACAUCAGUUUGUAAACUUCUGCGUUUAAAUUGCAUUCAAAAUCCACGCAAAAAUGUAAUGUUUUCUGCAAAUUAUUGCAUUCUUUCUAAUAGCUACCGACGUAGAAGUUAUGUUGGCCUUUUUUUUUUUGUUUGUUUGUUUAUGUGUUCUAAAUAUGUUUGCUGUGUUUAAGUUUGUAUUUAUUAUCGUUUUGAUGGAAUUGUAGAGAAAUGGUACCAGUCUUACUGGCAGGAAAAUGGCUUGUCAUACUGUUUUUAAUUCAGUAGCGCCAGCUCAAAAAAAAUGAUUCCCUGUUGACAAGAAGUGUUGCUUCAAGGGAUGGUUUGUAUUUUUUUGACAUGAAGUCCUCAUCAGCAGUGUACUUAAGCAACAGUGACUUACCCCACUCUUUUUUUUAUGUGGUGGAACACGUUCAUAAACAAGAUGGCCGCAGCGCUCCCUCAUAGAAGUCAUAUACACAAGAAUGGACCAGGCGACUGGAGGUUUUGUGUAUUACUCUUCAUUCAUUCAUUUUCUACCGCUUUUCCUCACGAGGCCCGUCGGGCAGGGUACACCCUGGACUGGUGGCCAGCCAGCCAAUCACAGGGCACAUAUAGACAAACAACCAUUCACACUCACCUAUACCUAGGGACAAUUUGGAGUCGCUAAUUAACCUAGCAUGUUUUUUUUGGAAUGUGGGAGGAAACCGGAGUACCCGGAAAAAACCCACACAUUCCGGGGAGAACAUGCAAACUCCACGCAGAGAGUGGAAUUGCGCGCUAACCACUCGACCGCUGUGCAGCCGUUAUUACUCUUCUGAACGCAUAUUGUUUUGAGAAGCCAAACUUUAUUGUUUUUUUUUUUAAUGACCACAGCAACUAUGUUCCUUAUCACGGACCAGAACUGGACUCACGGGUCCAAUCGGGGAUGAGUAAGACACCGUUGCUGUAGUACACUGCUGAUGACAAAAAUCCCAACCAUCCCUUCAAUGUUAGCGUAUUUAAUUUUGUGCUUCAUCUUUGUACAUUUUGACUCUGUCACUUUAUUAUUUGAUAUAUAUUUUUAUUUGCAUCAGCAUUGUAGAUUUAUGUUAAGGGUGCCUCCUUAAGAAUAUUUAAAAUACAUUUUUUUUUUUAAAUCUCGUCAUAAGUGUAACUCUUGCUUUAUAACGAAGUGUACUCAUACGUAAGUUCAAACCGGGUGUACAGACACCAUUGUUGUGCCAAGAACAUGGUGCACAGUUAUAUUCGGUUUGCUUUUAAAUUUGGUGUGUUCAUAAUAGAGCUUGUGUUCUCAACAUAUUCCAAAAAUCAUAUUUCAAUGUUCAAUUCUGACCAUUUUAUGACCCUUUUUAAUGAGAGGGAGUGGAGAAGGAGGUGCGGUUGACCAACUACAGCACUUGGUAAUGCUAGCGUAGCAGACCUGUCAACAUUUGACUGCUUUCAGUUUUCUUGUUUUGAUUAAAAAAUAGAUCCAAAAAACAGGAUGUAAUAUUGAUAUGAACUCGGCCCACAAUGAUAAAUUUUUAUUUUUGGAAUUUUUUUUUGUCAGGGAGUACUCGUAAAUGCCUUGAGGGUUGGCAGGUCUGCUAUUAAAUGGGCUUACUGUACUUGCUAUACAUUUAAUACAGACGUGUACGUUUUUAGUUGUAUGAUGAUUUGGCAUCAACCCUAAUUCAAAGCGCUUUUGAAGGGAAUACAUUCAUUCAAACGAAAAUCAUUGUCGCUUUUUGAAAUGCAUGUCCAUUUUUUUUAUUUUUGUCAUUAGUUGGUUAAAAUAAAAGUUGUACUUGUGAGUUCUAGACAUUUUUUCUCCCCA
This is a messenger RNA of Doryrhamphus excisus (bluestripe pipefish), 5715 nucleotides long. RefSeq names its product E2F transcription factor 1 (gene e2f1). Lineage: Eukaryota; Metazoa; Chordata; Actinopteri; Syngnathiformes; Syngnathidae. Gene Ontology annotation, biological process: regulation of transcription by RNA polymerase II. Gene Ontology annotation, cellular component: Rb-E2F complex. The record is from RefSeq and is a predicted model, not a curated record. Gene Ontology annotation, molecular function: protein dimerization activity; DNA-binding transcription factor activity, RNA polymerase II-specific; RNA polymerase II cis-regulatory region sequence-specific DNA binding.